This is a messenger RNA of Penicilliopsis zonata CBS 506.65, 270 nucleotides long. RefSeq lists its product as hypothetical. Gene Ontology annotation, biological process: GPI anchor biosynthetic process. Gene Ontology annotation, cellular component: endoplasmic reticulum membrane; dolichol-phosphate-mannose synthase complex. The transcript has 2 exons. NCBI's taxonomy places the organism in Eukaryota, Fungi, Ascomycota, Eurotiomycetes, Eurotiales, Aspergillaceae. The record is from RefSeq and is a predicted model, not a curated record. Gene Ontology annotation, molecular function: enzyme regulator activity. The annotation marks the transcript as partial.
CUAGGCCCACUCGUAGGAUCCGCCAUGCUUCUGGUCGCGACUGCGAUCUUCCUCUACUAUACGGCUUGGACACUCUUGAUGCCGUUUGUCGACCCCGGACACCCUCUCCACGAUCUCUUCCCUCCUCGUGUCUGGGCCAUCCGCAUCCCCGUGAUCCUGACUCUCCUGGGUUCCGCAGUGGUGGGCACUUUUAUAGGCAUUGUGAUGAUCAACAGCAACAAGAAGAAGGCAGCCAAGGCCAACAAAGCUGCGGGAAAGAAGAAGAAUUAA